UGUGUCGACCCUAACAAUGUACGACCUAGAAAAACCCUUAUAUUCUGGAUUGGUAAUGAGCUUGUUUAUCUUAAACCUAAAUACGUCAAUUCCGGCCAGCAAAGGACUGCAAGCAGCUUACUGGAAGCAGCAUAUCAUGCCACAUGGCCGGAAGAUUUUCUUCAUACGCUUAGCAAAUCAAUUAGAACGGGGAAUGAUUGCGCCAGUGCCCAGAUCGACCUUGUUUUCCUGAUUGAUUCAUCCGGAAGUGUUGAAGAGCCUAACUUUAAUAAGACAAAAAACUUCUUGGAAAAUAUUGUGCGUAAUCUAGACAUUGGUCCAGAUAAGACACGUGUUGCAGUGAUUAGAUUUUCAAGUUUUUCUCUUGUGUCAUUUUCCUUAAGUGCCCACAGUACGAACUCUGCAGUAAUAAAGGCUAUUGACGCUAUAAGUUAUGAUGAUGGUAGUAGUACUGCUACGGGCUUGGCUCUUGACGAAGUACGUACCAGUGUCUUUACAAAUACAAGAAAAUCUGCUGCUGCAAAAGUUUUAGUUUUGGUCACAGAUGGACAGUCAGAUAAUGAAAUUAGAACAGUAGCGGCAGCUCAGAAACUGAAAGAUGCUGGCGUCACUAUAUUUACAAUUGGAGUUGCCAAUCCAAGAGUGUCUGAGUUAACUGCAGCAGCAAGUGAACCCAGUUGUACACAUUUCAUCAACUUGAAAGAUUAUAAUGAGAUUGGUUUUAUUGUGAGGGAAAUUGAAUCUGAUUCCUGUGAAGCUCCGGCCGUUGUUGAAGAACACACUCAGUUACGCAAUGUCGCCAUUCCUAAAACUAACGAGACAAAACAACAAGUCCUGCAGAUCACCAACACGACAAAGUCCGCCUUGGGUACAACAGUUGUGGUGAAGGUCCAGUGUGGUGUGGUCACUGUGUAAAUGCUUCAUUUCA
Messenger RNA from Octopus sinensis (East Asian common octopus), 928 nucleotides. RefSeq names its product collagen alpha-1(XIV) chain-like. The annotation marks the transcript as partial. The record is from RefSeq and is a predicted model, not a curated record. The transcript has 4 exons. NCBI's taxonomy places the organism in Eukaryota, Metazoa, Mollusca, Cephalopoda, Octopoda, Octopodidae.